UUGUCCCCCCUAGUUUCAGAUGUAUCCAGAAUGGCAUUACAGCAAUGGUAUAGGAGGGAUGGAGACGGGUUCGGACCUGGUAUUUAUAUGCCAAGACAAAAAACAAAUUAGAGCUCAUAGAUGUUUACUGGCCGGGCAUUCCUUGCUACUUAAAGAUAUCCUGGAGAACCUGGAGAAUAUUGAGGAGAAGGAGUACACUGUCCUCCUCCCCUCUGUACACAGCCAGCACAUGGAGAACCUUAUCAAGGUUCUGUAUGGAGUAGAUAAAUCAAGUUGUGUUCCGCUGUAUUUACUCCGGGUUCUCGGUAUAUCUCAGGAGGAAACUCAGAGAACUGAGAAAGAAUCAAUGAAUAAAGAAAACGCCAGACCCAAUUCUCCUUUGUCAGAGCACAUGUGCAGUUUGUGCAACGUUAAUUUCACAAAACGUGGCGGACUCAGCAAGCAUUUUAAAACUAAAAUUUGUUUAAAACGAGGGUUGAAAAUGCCUAGAUCUCAAUCCAGGAAUUGCAAUUCUCGUUCCGAAUCCCGAGCCAGCAAUUCUCGUCCUGAAUCCCAAGCUAACAAUUCUCGUCCUGAAUCCCGAGCUAGCAAUUCUCGUCCUGAAUCCCGAGCUAGCAAUUCUCGUCCUGAAUCCCGAGCUAGCAAUUCAUGUUCCGAAUCUCGAGCUAGCAAUUCUCGUCCUGAAUCCCGAGCUAGCAAUUCAUGUUCCGAAUUUCGAGCUAGCAAUUCAUGGUCCGAAUCCCGAGUUAGCAAUUCUCGUCCUGAAUCCCAAGCUGGUUUUAGAAACUCAAAAAGUAAUACCCCAGAAAGAUCUGAAUUCAGGUUUAAGUGUAGUAAGUGUAGUGCUUGGUUUCCUCUUGUGUCCCAAGCCGAGGUGCAUAUUAAAACAUGCGGGAAGCAGGAGGGGGAAGAGGACCAGGAUGAGGAUGAGGAGGAGAUAAGGGAUGAUGAUAAGGAGGAGAUAAGUGAUGAUGAGGAUGAGGAGGAGAUAAGGGAUGAGAAUGAGAAGGAGGAAGAGGAGGAAGAAGAAGGAGAGGAGGUGUACCAGUGCGGGGAGUGUGAUCUGAUAUUGUCCGACUACGAGAGUAUGCAGGAGCAUGUAAGAAGUCAUCCUGAUGAAAACCUUCCUGAAGAAAACCUUCCUGAUGAAAACCCCCCUGAUGUAAACCUUCCUGAUGAAAACCCCCCUGAUGAUAUCCCCCGUAAUGAAAACAAAUCCGAUACUGAGCUUGAAAAGGCUGUUAAGAACUCUGAGUUUGUACUGGAAGUCGAUCAGGACGAGGUUGAUAGCAUAGAGAUGGAGGAGAAGAACGUUGCUGUGGACUUAGAUGAUGAUGACGUAGAAGAUGAACUGGUUGCUCUAGAGGAAGAAGAUGAUGAGAUAACCCUGGAACUAGGAGAAGAAGAAGAUCUAGAAGAAGAAACACUAGUUCAAGAAAUUGAAUUUAGAGAUGAAAACAAGAUUGGCAAAUCUCAAGAGUUAGUUACAGAAGAAGUAAUAGACGACGAUACUGAACAUAUGAUUAUUAUCGACGAGUAUAAGGUACCUAAUCCUGUAGAGGAGGGGGAUAUUAAUACCACUGAGGUCCUUGUUCAGACAGAAGACGGUGAUGAGAUCUCUGAACGCGGACACAUCCCAACUCCAUAUAUCCUCGCAUCCUUCAUGUGCACAAUGUGGAGAAGUAUUUAUGUCACAGAUAGAAUUUAAGAAGCACAUGCAAACUCAUGAAGCAAACAUUGUGGUUUCUACAUAUCAGAGUAAGGAGGUAAGAGAUGCAGUCGCUAGUAUAAGCCGAGCUGGUAGCACACCGGUCAAACUACCAAAACAGAAACACAGGUUUUCAGAUUUGUUUGCGUUCAGAUGCGAACUAUGUUCCCGAGUAUUCAGUAGUGAACAGGUUCUAAAUAUUCAUGUACUGGGUGUACAUGGGAGCAUUACAGCUACUAUAGAUAGUCCAGACUUCGAGAUCAGUAUAGUAGAGAGCAGCAGCUACCCCUGUCAAUUCUGCUCUACUGAACUAUGCUCUGUCGAUGAACUGAACGAGCAUACAAGAGAGAACCAUCAAGCACUCUUUGAUGCACUCAGCCCGUCUAAGCUUGGAGCUGAUCUGUGCGUAGAUGUAGAUGAAGAGGUUCUUCUAGCUGCUCAUGUUCCCCUAAUAUCACACGGGGAACAUCAGCUAGUUUCCCCAUUCAGGGAUAUAUCGGCUGAUCAGGUAGCUGUACAAGAGGUUAGGUUGACCUACACUUGUGCCACGUGUACAACUGUGUACACGGAUCUGAAUCUGUUAACUAAACACAUUACAGCUGAUCAUCCACCGGAUAUUACGCAGCUCAAACCGGUUUCAUGCGCGCACUGUACAAAAACAUUUGUAAGUCCGCGUACACUAGAGAAGCACUACACACUCCUUCAUGCAGGUUUGGCCCCUAAGUAUACGUGUUCUGUAUGUGACAAAGAAAUUAAAUCCUCUGUAGGUCUAGUGAAACAUCUUGCAUCACAUUGUAAUGAAAGAAAGUUUAAGGGGGCGAACUCUUUAGAAACUCACUUUAAGAAAUGCCCGAAAAUAUCCAGAAGCCAGGGUGAGUCUCCUGUGGCUGAGCUAAGGUUGAGCCCUGAGAAUGGUCUUCGAACCUGGAACUGUAUUGGCUGUGAGGAUGAGUUCUCUACCCUUGAACUUUACAACAACCAUUCCUGCAGGAAGCAAAAUAUUGGGUCUCAGAAGCAGUGUGACGAAUGUGGAGAAGUUUUUUCUAAUGAUGAACUUCUCAAGAAUCACAUGAAGAUCCACAAUAGCAUUGAAGAGAAAACAAAUUCCCGUGGAGGCAAAAAGACUAAACUUUCUGACAAAUUCCUGAUUCAAGACGAAUACGAUUCUGAGGACGACUUCAACAUUAACAAAAGAGUUUUGGACAGAUCUUCGGACGAAGAGCCCCUAAGUAGUAAUGAAUCGUCUGUUGACAAUGAUUCGGACGAAUCUAACUACUCGGACGAAUCUAACUACUCAGACGACACCAACGGAAUUCAUAAAGAGAGUUGGAGUUCAAAGAAAAUUGUAAGAUCAAAGAAGAAAACGAAGCCAAAAGAUGGAUCAACAAAUAAUGGUCCGUCCCCCAGAACUCCUGAUACAGCAGCUAACAAAAAAAUGAAACAUAUUUGCCAGGAGGGAAAUUGUAGAAAAGCCUACACGAAACCUGGACAUCUUAAAGAUCAUGUAAUAGUCUGCCACACUAGAGAUUUUCCCUAUAAUUGCACGACCUGUGGUAGAGGUUUCAUCCGACCCGGUACAUACAACUCACACAAGUGCAAUCCAACCGAUGUCGGUGUAAAAAGAUCUAAAGAAGAGAAUCUUGAAACUGGGAAGAAAAUUGAAACUAAAAGCGUUGCUAGGAAAUCUGUGGUUCCGCUUGAGGUUGAAGGAACGGAAGUUACGGGUGAUAACGGAGGAAACGGUUUAUUUAGCUGCUCAGUUUGUUGCUUCUCAACCAAUGUCGGAGCAGUGUUCACCAGUCAUUUGACAAGCAUUGAGCAUAGGAGAAAUGUAAGCCCGGAGGAGUUGAUCGAACCUGAUGAUAACCUAAAGGAGAAGGAUGAAGAGGAAGAAUGUGCUCCUCAUGAUAUUGAUUUAGUUGUGAGUAGAUCAGGACGGAAAAUUAUUCCUAAGAAGUUCUCCGAUGACUUUACGGUUGAAGACUCUAAGAGAAAGAUUGAUCUGUCCGUGGAGAGAAACCAGAAGAAGAGUCGAUUGGCGUCUCCGGUCAAACCAUCUCCGACCAAACCAUCUCCAACCAAACCAUCUCCAACCAAAACCUCUCAGGCCAAACCCUCUCCCGCUAAAUCAACUCCAACCAAACCUUCUCUGACUAAAUCCAACUCUAAACUAUCCCCAGAGAAACCUUGCGAGAUUUGUUUAAUGAAGUUUAAGGACAACACCAGUCUGUUCCUUCAUCUUCUUGAACAUGUUCCUGAAAGCAUAAAAUCUACCCUACCCACCAGGGACCAGGCCUGGUGUCCUCAUUGCCCGGGCCCUAUACUAGUGCACCAGGUUGAAGAGCAUUUAGCAGAGGAGCAUUCUAACCUAGUAUCGGACCUCAUCAGUAGUGAGUACGGCGGGGUCAAGAUAAACAAGAUCCCCUGGGACCCUGAGCAAACAGAUUCAGAUCAUUCAGAAUUCGAGAACUCAAUGUCAGAUCAACAUCAGUCAGAUCAACAUAUGUCAGAUCAACAACUAAGGAAAAAGUACGGGUGCAGGCAAUGCCAUGUGAUAUUAAAGAUGAAGAUUUGAACUUCCGGUCAGAGAGAGCACUUCCGGUUGGAGAGUUCAACAACACUUCCUCAACCCACCCCUCCCCUUAGGAAUUGAGGAGGAGGGGGGGGGGGGGGGUGAGUAAUAAUCAUACCUCAAAGUUGUAUAAUGUAUUUAAUUUGAUAAAACUAAACAACCUAUUUUUUUAUAUUUUUGAUCUAAAACCCGAAAAUUUGUAUUUUAGUAUUAAAGUUGUAAAAUAGUUUAUCUUGUGAAAUAUAAAAAGUUAUAUUGAUCCAAAA
This is a messenger RNA of Eurytemora carolleeae, 4546 nucleotides long. RefSeq names its product zinc finger protein 521. The record is from RefSeq and is a predicted model, not a curated record. Gene Ontology annotation, cellular component: chromosome. Gene Ontology annotation, biological process: regulation of transcription by RNA polymerase II. NCBI's taxonomy places the organism in Eukaryota, Metazoa, Arthropoda, Copepoda, Calanoida, Temoridae. Gene Ontology annotation, molecular function: protein binding; chromatin insulator sequence binding.